Messenger RNA from Ctenocephalides felis (cat flea), 3065 nucleotides. RefSeq names its product rho GTPase-activating protein 190-like. The annotation marks the transcript as partial. The record is from RefSeq and is a predicted model, not a curated record. The transcript is spliced from 16 exons. Gene Ontology annotation, biological process: signal transduction. Lineage: Eukaryota; Metazoa; Arthropoda; Insecta; Siphonaptera; Pulicidae.
UUAUCUGGUGAGCGAAGUAUAAUUUUGGAGACAUUUUUAGGGGAUUCAAAACGCAAAGUAGAAGUUAUAAUUUCAUCAUUUCAUGGAGCUAAUGCAUUCAGAGAGGAAUUGGUACAUGGUUUUAUAUUAUUAUAUUCAGCAAAAAGAAAAGCUUCAUUAGCAACUCUGAAUGCUUUUUCAUUCAAUAUACCAAAUCUGCCAAUUCAGAUAAUGGCAGUUACUGAUAGUGGUGGUGCCAAUGCAUUUUUUAACUGUGAUAUAAGUCAUCAGUUAAUAACUGAAGGAAAUGCAACUGCUGAUAGACUUGGAGCACAUUUUUUGACAUCUACAUCAAAUUCUCAACAUAAAACUGCAUUUUACACCCCUUUCUUCAAAGAAGUAUGGGACAAAAAGCCUGAGAUUGAGCAAGCUUUUAAUAUGGAAGAACCCCAAAUGGUUGUAUCAGGAGAUGAAGAUGAUGACCAUUAUCAUAGUAUCCAGCAUGCAAGAAAUGACAGCUAUAUGAUGAAGAGCAAUGAUGGAAGUGGAUCUGAAAAUUAUGAACGCUUACCCAUAAUUUCUUUGGACUCCUUAAAUGGGCCAGAUGAUUUAAUGAGUUCAAGUGACCAUAGUGAUAAAUAUGCUCACAUUGGAGGAGGAUCACAUCGACAUCAUCAAUCUUAUCAUCAUUCAGUGCACCAGGAACAGCGCACCAGGCACCAGAGACAUCAUCAAUAUCCAUAUAAUUCUAGAACAAAUGGAGAUUCUAAUAGGAUUCAGGACCACCAAGGGUUUCAGGUGUAUCCGCCGCCCACGACACCGCCCGAACCUGCACCGCCAGACCAACAGUACGGCACCAGGCAACACGUGACCGCCUCUCAAACCAGCUUGGAUGAGAUCACAUCUGACGUAAGCGGUUCCAGAGAAUCCUUAGCUACUCAUGAUUCAGAUGGUGUUGUUCUGACUGGUGAACGUACCUCUCGUCAAUGGAUUAAACAGUAUGGUGGCCAUCACGCAUUCACAACUGGACGAAGACGUAUAUCUGUUCCAAAAUCAAGACCUAAAGGUGUCAGCCAAACACUGAAGCAACCAGGAAAAUUGAACCUGAAGAAUUUUUCAAUAGUAACAGAAGCUAUUGCACGUAUGAAUGUUGGUGCAGGAAAUGUUAAAGGAUCACAUGGUGGGAAAGCACAAACUGGUAUGAAUACUUUAGGACAUGCGCCAUUAGCUGCUCCAGAAGAUGAUAAUGAGGAAGCUGAGUAUGCCAAGAUUAAAGAAUUAAUGCCACCUUAUGGGCACAGUGAUAGUGAGUGUGCUUUCACCUUAGAGCAAGAAGCUCUUGCAAACAAACUUAAGCAAAGUAAAACCAGACAAAGGCGAGAGAAAGGACAACCAUCAUACUCUGACACGGAUAGUGAAUGGAGUUCAUUAGAACGUCGCCAAAGAGCUUCUGAAGUUUAUUGCAAAGUAAAUCGUAAGUCAAGUACGCACAAACGAGCUCGCAAAAAACGAAGUGCCAUACCAGUACAGCCACCUCGAGUACCACCUCUUGGGAUGUAUGUGAUGCCCCCAGAGUUGCCGCCAAUGGCUACAAGUGUUGCAGCUUCCGGCGAUGAUAAGUUGACUAUGGAUGGGAAUGAUAAAGCUGCCAGUGAAUACAAUUCGGACUCUAGUGAAGGAAGCGAUAUUCGUAUGAUGGCACAACAACGCAAGUUUAAUAUUAAGAAACAUAUGAAAACAGCUGGAAUUUUAAAUAUGGAUAUCAACUCAAAAUUAAUAUCAUCUGAGAUUAAAUCCUUAAGAAAUACAAAUUUCAUCAAUAAUUGUAACAUGCAUCCUUUUUCAAAUGAGUUUUAUAUAAAUAAGCAAAAUUCAUUUGGAUUCAAGCAAGAAGAUGAUUCAAGUUUAGAUGUUUCAUCACCAAGGGACAAUAAUUCACCAAUGUUUGGUUUGGGGUCCAAGUUUGCCAAUAAAGAAUGCGAUCGUGAAAAAUUGAUACGAAAGAAAGAAAAGCAGAAAGCAAAAGAUGAUGAAAAAUUAGAAAAACGUCGUAUCAAAGAGGAAAAACUUCGAAAAGUUGCAGAGAAAGAGAAAGAACGUGAAAAGAAGAAGCAGAAAAAUAAGCAACAACAAAAGUCUUCUUCAACAGCGGGUGCUCAGUCAUUAAUUAUUUUAGACAAUGGUGUUCCAAUGUUUCUUGAAAAAUGUGUUUAUUUUAUUGAAGCUGAAGGUUUAGACUCUGAAGGAAUUUAUAGAGUGCCAGGUAAUAGGGCACAUGUGGACUUACUAUUUCAGAAGUUUGAAGAAGACUCGUCUGUAAAUAUCGGUAACCUAGAUAUACCUGUGAAUGCUGUUGCUACUGCCUUGAAGGAUUUCUUCUCCAAACGUUUGCCACCUCUGCUUGAUGAGGAGUUAAUGGCUGAAUUGGAAGAUAUUGCAGGUGCACGAGGUUUUAAGCCAAUGUCUAUGAACUCGGAAAUGAAGACAGACAGAAGUUGUAGAUUGUUGGCAUUACGAGGAUUACUAAAUAAAUUACCAAAUGUGAAUUUUGCUGUACUGAAGUUCAUAUUUCAACAUUUUCAUAAGCAAAUAUUGUUUAUUCUCAGGAUAUCUGAUAACUCUAAACUAAAUAGCAUGGAUAGCAAGAAUUUGGCAAUUUGUUGGUGGCCUACCUUAUUUCCUAUCGAAUUCAGUGACAUGGGGCGUUUUGAACAGAUGAGACCAUAUCUUGAAGACAUUUUUCAAACAAUGAUAGAUCAGUUUCCAUUCUUGUUUUGUGGCCAGGAAGCUAUUGUUAUGGUCUAAAAAGCGAACAAGUGAAAGCAAUAUGAUAAAAACAGUAUUUGUUUGUGAUGUGUAUGCAUUUGAAAUGAGUUGUUGUGGUUAAAAGGAGCGGUUGUUAUUUUAAAUGUUAUGUAGGUCAUAUGAAGAUAUUAUUUUAUAAUCUCAUGUCUGCAUUAGAAGAAAGCUGGUAUGAAUGCAGCUGUCAAGGUAAGAUUUGUUUGAAGCAGUAUCACUAUUAUCAGCUGAAAUUAGGAUUUUAUCAAUACCUGAAUUUUAUAUAUAUAAAUAUAUAUAUAAAGAAU